CCUAGUAACGAAUCUAUACAUAUAUAUGAACAAUAUAGCCGUUAUACGACCGGUUGUUAGGAAUGGGAUGGCGGAGAGACGAUGUCUUGGAUGUUGAUCUCCCAGGCAAACAUCUGGGCUUCUUAGUCCCUUGUCCCACUUGCGUAUGGAGGCCCUGCUCAGCCACAACGUCAUGAUAUGAAACGAAUCUGUGACCUUGAGAUCUAUCCCGAUCCCCUCUCUCCUCGCCAAUAAGGACAAAGAGUAAACUAGGCUUCUACCUUUGUAAGUGCUAAUGAAAGAGUGGCGUUAAAAGUUUAUAGCGAGUUUCCCAACAUCAUCUGAAAUCGUACUUCAUCCCCGCUUCUCUAACCAGGCAACACCACACGAACUCCAACGAUGUCUACCACAGACGCCCAUAUCCCAGCACCAGCUGAAGCGCCAGCGAGCGCCAGCCCAGCAACAGACUCCGCUCCAGCAGCUCUCGCCGCUGUCGCUCCACCAACAACCACAAAUGCCGCGCCAGCAACAUCAACCCCACCAAAGAUCUCCCUCGACACCUCGAGUCACAACUCCGAGCCCGCCCUUGACUUCGCCGGCGACGUCGACACCAACAACAUCCUCCCCACCCAAGCCACCCUCUCGAAAAUCGAGGACUACGCGGUCCUCGACCGCGACGGGAAGAGCAUCCCCUUCAAAUCCCUAUACACCGGCCCCAACGUCCCACGCCGUGUGCUCUUGAUAUUCGUGCGACACUUCUACUGCGGCAACUGCCAACAAUACCUCAAGGCCCUCUCUGCCUCCAUCACCCCCGAUGACCUCCUCCGACUCCCCGUCCCAACCUUCAUCGCCGUCAUCGGCUGCGGCGCCCCCUCGCUAAUCCAGAUGUACGCCGACGCCAGCGAAUGCCAAUUCCCCAUCUACGCCGACCCGACGGCGAAGCUGUACUCCGAGCUAGGGAUGACGCGGACGCUCGCUCUGGGCGCGCGGCCCGAGUACCUACGCCGCAGCAUGGUGACCAGCACCCUUGCCAGUAUCGUGCAGGGGAUAAAGCAGAUCCCAUCCGGGCGGGCGCUGGUAGGCGGGGAUAUGCAGCAGGUUGGUGGGGAGUUCUUGUUUGAGCCGGUGGGGGGGCUGGCGGCGAGUCCGGUGACGCCGGGGGUUGGAGGGGAGGAGGAGAAGAGGGUCGUGUGGUGCCAUCGGAUGAAGAAUACGAGGGAUCAUGCGGAGGUGCCGGAGUUGAGGGAGGUGUUGGGGCUGGAUGGGUUGGGGGUGCCGGGGGAUAACGCGAAGAGGUGGAUGAAGGCUGUGACGGAGAGGAAGGGGACUGGGUUGAGUGCGAUGGGGAGUUUGAAUGAGGGGGGUAGUGGGUUGCUGGUUGGAGAGCCGAAGGGAGUGGUGAAGGGCCACAAGACACUUAUUUUGAUGCUGAGACACGCAUGUUUGUAAUUCGGCUCAAUAGAGCGUUUUAGCAACUGUUGAACAGGCUGUUCAACACCCCCGUAUGUAGUUAGUAUAGAAAUAUGAGAAUUUAGUGCCAUAA
Pseudogymnoascus destructans is the source of this 1522-nucleotide messenger RNA. RefSeq lists its product as uncharacterized. The transcript has 4 exons. The record is from RefSeq and is a predicted model, not a curated record. NCBI's taxonomy places the organism in Eukaryota, Fungi, Ascomycota, Leotiomycetes, Thelebolales, Thelebolaceae. Bases 379 to 1428 code for a protein of 349 amino acids.